Messenger RNA from Notechis scutatus (mainland tiger snake), 495 nucleotides. Lineage: Eukaryota; Metazoa; Chordata; Lepidosauria; Squamata; Elapidae. The record is from RefSeq and is a predicted model, not a curated record.
GGUUGUUUGCUCUGUUGAUCAAAGGGAGAAGUUUUUUCUUUGUCUGCGACUUCCGGAAAGCAGGGCACAGGUUUGAGGAUCGCGGCCAGGAUGGCUCUGCGCUCUGCGCCCCUCUUGCUCCUGAUGUUGGUGGCGGUGGCCCUGAGGGAGAGCUGCUUUGGCGCCUCCUCCCACUCCCUGAAGUAUUUCUACACCUCCAUCUCAGACCCCAGUCAGGGGCUGCCCCAGUUUGUCAUUGUGGGGUACGUGGACGGUCAGGUCUUUGUUCACUACGACAGCCACACUGUUGUGUACAAGCAGAGGAUGCAGCCUCGAGUCUCCUGGAUGGAGAAGGUGGAGAAAGAUGACCCCGAAUACAGGGACAGAAACACCCGGAAUUUUCGUGCCACUGAGGAGGUGUUCAGAGUCGACCUGGAGAAUCUGAGGAAUCGCUACAAUCAGAGCGAAGGUGAGUGAUGGGUCUGGUGGCUCCUCCAGCCCCAUAUUCCCCUCCCC